CAUCCCAGUACUGAUGCAGUGGUCAAGUGGGCGAAGUUUGGGGGAGAGUGAGAGAAGGGGGGUUUCGCAAGCUGCUGUUGUACAAGAUCUUGGGUCACCAUGUGUCUUUCACCAUCCGUCUCCCCGCCUAAUGAAAUUAGCUUAUAUUGGAGCGAUGAGGAGCUCUUUACGUGUUUGCAGGGAAUGAUAAAUGGAUCUCCUCUCCCCGACAACGUUAUCAUAGAAGUGAAUCCUUACCAGCAUAACCCCUCAUGUUUACCUGAUAGAGUUUGGUACUUAACAAGCUCUGAGGACACCAAAUUUGCAGAGGGAUUCUGGAAGCCCAAGGGUGAGCCCUAUGAGAUAUUUUCGAACUCUUCUAUCACUGGUUGGAGAACUACUUUUGAAUUCUACGAAGGUACCACCCCACAUGUCCUUAAAACCGACUGGGUGUUGCAACAGUACAAGAUAACUCAGAAGGGACAGUCCAAAAACAUCAAGCCAAUGGCCUCCAGUUCACUCUGUAGAGUCUUCCAAAGCAGGGGACAAAGUUCAAGCCAUGAAAUGCAGAAGGAAUUGGGGGUUGCAAAUGUUGCUGAUAAAAACCACACUUGUUCCAAGCCUUCUGUGGUUUCAAAUACUGACAAUAGCACUGGGCAAGGUUCCAAAAGCGAGUCUCAGGUGCAACAUGGCAAUGGUGAGACUGGACUAUUGGCUGCGCCAGAAAGAUCUCUGAAUCACCCUGUAGACAACCUGCCUGAAAUUUAUUUUUCUGAUGGUGACUUUUUGGAGUUGGGGGAUCUUGCUGACCCAGUAUCACCUUCUUCCAGUUCAGACAAUUCUAGUUGCCUAAGCCAGACAUCAGAUGAAUGUUUUGAUUCAUUAGCCUUGUUGCGAGAUUUAGAAUGUGACAAGGAUGUGGGUUGCAAGUUCAGUGUUGCUGCAUCGGUCAUGCCAGACAAGGUUGUUUUGCAGCCAGCCAGUUCAGGAUCUCUUACUUGUGAUGACAGAAGGAAGUUACCGGCAGAAGGACCCCCCAAAACUGAUAGUUCUUUACUUGGUUCAACAAAACUGUCUGAGAAGAAGGGUUUGAAGCGUGCAAUUGCAACUCAGGAAGCAGACAAUAAGGUGGAAGGUCCAUCAUCAAAUCCUCAUAAUUUGGUGGCAUCAUCUGGCAGCAACAAAGCAGCAUCCUCAGAUGAAAAAGGGAAAGCUGCUGCUGACAGAAAGAAGAAGCUAAAGAAGUAUUUGUGCUUCAUGCCAUUCUAGAUCAGCCUUUGCUUAUUAUAAGUGUAUAUUUAAAUGUUCUAGCAAAUGUGACUGUAAGGCACUUUAAGGUUGUUGGUGUUGUUUCUUCUAGGGGUUUGUUUUUUCUUUCAGAGCUGAAAAGGAAAACCCUUUUUUUUUUCCUGAAAGUAAAAAAAAAAAAAACGUUUUCCUUUUCAGCCUAUUACAAGGACUAGAAAAAAGUAGAUUAGUUGGCUGAUGAUACCCAAGGAAAUAAGGGUUAGUUAUUGAAAUUGAGUCAUACCCAGCAGAAGUGUACACAAAUGACUUAUUUGUAACUGGGUUGUUGUAAAAUUUACUUUAAUGCUAUAUACCACUUCUUAAGUGGGAUGUAUAUCUUUUUAAUGGUGGAAUAUUGUUAAUUUUGUGUGAAA
Molecule: messenger RNA, 1640 nt
Organism: Vitis riparia (riverbank grape)
Lineage: Eukaryota; Viridiplantae; Streptophyta; Magnoliopsida; Vitales; Vitaceae
Product: NAC domain-containing protein 92-like
Exons: 6
Coding region: 100-1248 (382 amino acids)
Biological process (GO): regulation of DNA-templated transcription
Molecular function (GO): DNA binding
Source: RefSeq, a predicted model, not a curated record